AUCACUCUGGCUUACGCGUUCACCGACUAUCGUGCACAGGGGCAGACAAUGUCCGCUGUUUUGGUAGAUAUUGCGAAGGUCCCCAACGGUCGCCUGAGUCUCUUCAACGUGUACGUCGCGUUGUCACGGAAUGUCUUCAAGAACGAGCACGAGUUGGAGUUAUUGAAGGAGGACGACCGCUUGGAGAGACUGGACGCAUCGACAAAGGAUCAGUGGGGGAAGAUA
This is a messenger RNA of Schizophyllum commune H4-8, 225 nucleotides long. RefSeq lists its product as uncharacterized. The transcript is spliced from 2 exons. The record is from RefSeq and is a predicted model, not a curated record. NCBI's taxonomy places the organism in Eukaryota, Fungi, Basidiomycota, Agaricomycetes, Agaricales, Schizophyllaceae. The annotation marks the transcript as partial.